AUUUACCUGAGCUGUGUGACAUAUCAGGAUACGGCUUAUAAUAAUAGAUUUAGACAAGAUUUCAACCAUGAAAUAACUACAAAUUUUAGCAUUUGAGAAAUUCAUUGUUCACUGGAAACAAUUCCACUGAUGAGAUGUCAGCAGCUGUUGACGAUGAUGACGUCUGUAGCCUUGUUGUGGACAGCGGGAGUGACGUCACUCGAGCGGGUUUUUCCGGCGAUGACGCACCUAAAGCAGUUUUCCCGACAAUAAUUGGAUCGCCAAAAUUAGAUGUGGCCAUGAGCAGCCCACAAGAUCGUAGCCACUACAUGGGCGAGUCCGCCAUGGCACACUGCGGAAUUUUCUCCUUGCGAAGGCCCAUUCAGCGAGGCGUCGUCACCGAUUGGGACGAUAUGGAGAGAAUCUGGAACCACACUUUCUACGAUCAGCUGCGAGUAGACCCUGCAGAACACAAUGUUCUCCUUACAGAACGACCUCUUAAUCCACGGUCGAACAGGGAAAAGAUGCUUGAGCUGAUGUUCGAGAAGUACCGGGCGCCGGGUGUGUACGUGAGCCCCCAGGCCACACUGUCCCUCUACUCAUCCGGGCGUCACGGAGCCAUCAUUGUGGAUAUAGGCGAGGGCGUCACCCACGUGACUGCACAUAUGGGUGUAUACCAGUGGACACAAGCCACAGUGAGGAGUCACUUGGCCGGAAGUGACAUCACUGAGUACUUCCGAAAAAUGCUCAUGGAGAGAGGAUACUACUUCCAAACUUCCGCUGAGAGAGAUAUAGUUCGACAAAUGAAGGAAAAGCUGUGCUAUGUCGCUGAAGACUAUCAAGCGGAAAUGUCCACAGCUGCCACCUCUGUCACCGUGGACGCUUCUUACCAGCUGCCUGACGGAAAGUCGGUGACCAUUGGCAACGAGAGAUUCCGGUGCGCGGAAGUGCUGUUUAACCCUUCUUUAAUAGAUGUGGAGCAGCCUAGCAUCAGUGAGCUAGUGUACAAUACGAUAUGGAAGACCGACAUCCACUGCCGUGCUGAGCUCUGCUGUAACGUUAUCCUUGCUGGGGGAUCUACAAUGUUCCCAGGAUUUCCAGAGCGACUUCAAAAAGAGUUAUCAUCUAUCGUACCACCGUCAAUUAAAGUGAACGUGAUAGCCGCACCUGAACGAAAGAACAGUGUAUGGAUUGGCGGUUCAAUUCUUACCUCAUUAUCGGCAUUUGCACAACAGUGGGUAACCAAGGCUCAAUAUGACGAAGAAGGACCAACCAUUGUUCACCAGAAAUGCAUUUGAUUUGUUGUCUCUAAUUUCAACAGAUGUCCCAUUCGGAACUCCUCGGCCGUUUUCCAUCAAAAACAACCUCGGAUGUAUGCCGGUACAUUAGAAGAAGUAGUUCGUAUUUUAUUUAAAUAUAAGUAUAAAUGAAAUGUAGUGUUUUAACGUGUUUUUUAUAUAUCUUAGUUUAAAUUGAUUUUCAGAUAAGUGUAUUAUUGCAUAAACAAUUAAGAUCUUCUUGAGUAAAGUCAUUAGAUCUAACUGCUUAAUUGAAAAUACUACGCGAUCUACUUGCAGUGUAGUUAAAUGAGAAGAUUUCUGACAUUGUUAACCGUCCAUAUACAUCUGAGGUUGUUUUCGAUGGGAAAUGGCCGAGGAGUUCUUAAUGCAGAUGUACAUGUUUACGGCUUCUUGCACGACAGUUAUCGUUUUAUAAAACGCAUUCGGAUUCCAAAAUUUUGACCGGAUAUUCAUUUGUAAUUAAGAGACGAUGUGCCGUGAAUAAAUAGGGUUUAAAGAUACGCAUUAUCCAGAAUUACACGUUACCAUAAAUAAGUUAAAAAUAAAUAUUGUAUAAUAUAUAAUGUAUACAGUGUCGUUGUUGAUGUUUGUGUUUAUAUUAAAUAAAUCAA
Mya arenaria is the source of this 1891-nucleotide messenger RNA. Its product is annotated as actin-3-like. The record is from RefSeq and is a predicted model, not a curated record. The transcript is spliced from 9 exons. NCBI's taxonomy places the organism in Eukaryota, Metazoa, Mollusca, Bivalvia, Myida, Myidae. Bases 135 to 1277 code for a protein of 380 amino acids.